UUUCUCUUCAUUGCUGAUUACUCACACCAACCAGCUCACAGCCAAAGAGCUCCUCGGUCCCUGCCACGCCGAUCGCGCUUUAAACCACAACUUUCCCCCUGAAAAGAAACUGAGAUUACCAGAGGAAUUCUUUGCUCAAGUUUAAAGGACACUCAUAAGCCUUGAGCCCAAAAAGAGGCUUGACAGAGAGGAAGAGCUUUGAUCCAACAUUUUGACGGUGUUUCCAUCAAAGCUGACCGUCGAGUUCAAGUUCCUGCAAGUUUAUAACAGAUCUAAAGACUCCAGAGGCAGCAAUGACUCAGAGCAACGGGGAGAACCCACAAAGGAACCGGAGGGGUCCCCACCAGAUCCGGUCCGUGAUCCAGGCCCGAUCCCUGCUGGCCAGGAAGAGAGUGCAGAGCAUCAAGAAGGAGGAUGUGAAAGCGUUCUUCAUGAGGAAUGCCUUCGUGCUCUUCACCGUCACUGCUGUAAUUCUCGGCAUCGGACUUGGAUUUGCCCUGCGACCUUAUAAUCUCUCUUACCGGGAGGUGAGAUACUUCUCGUUCCCCGGAGAGCUGCUGAUGAGAAUGCUUCAGAUGCUCGUGAUGCCCCUGCUGGUUUCCAGCCUCAUCACAGGGAUGGCCGCCCUGGACGGCCGUGCUUCUGGAAGAAUGGGGUUGAGAGCGGUGAUCUACUACACCACCACUACCGUUAUUGCUGUGUUCAUCGGUAUCGUCUUGGUUCUCAUUAUUCACCCUGGAAAAGGAUCAAAGGAUGAGUUCUCCAAACCGGUGCAGAUACAGGAGAUCAACCCAUCUGAUGCCUUCCUGGAUCUCAUCCGAAACAUGUUUCCUCCGAACCUUGUGGAGGCUUGCACCAAACAGUUCAAGACGCAGUAUGCCAAGAGAGAAGUCUACGUUACGAUUACAGUGAAUGACAGCCUGGUCUCAGUCAACGGCAGCCAGCGGAUCACCCAGGAGGAGCUGAUCCCAGUGCCGGGCUUGGUUAAUGGCUUCAAUGCUCUCGGCAUGGUGGUAUUCUCUGUCUGCUUCGGUCUGAUCAUCGGGAGCAUGAAGGAACAGGGGCAGCCUCUCAAGGACUUCUUCGACUGUCUCAAUGAAGCCAUUAUGAGGCUGGUCGCUAUAAUCAUGUGGUAUGCCCCUGUCGGCAUCCUGUUCCUGAUUGCUGGUAAGAUCGUGGAGAUGGACGACAUCACAGCCAUGGGUGGCCAGCUGGGAAUGUACACAGUGACGGUCGUUUGCGGCCUGCUCAUCCACGCCUUAAUUGUCCUGCCAACGCUCUACUUCGUCGUCACCAAGAAGAACCCCUUCGUUUUCAUUGGCGGGAUUUUGCAGGCCCUCAUCACUGCCCUGGGAACAUCAUCAAGUUCUGCCACACUGCCCAUCACUUUUAAAUGCCUGGAGGAAAACAACAAGGUGGACAAGCGCGUGACCCGCUUCGUGCUCCCAGUCGGCGCCACCAUAAACAUGGAUGGCACAGCUUUAUAUGAAGCCCUGGCUGCCAUCUUUAUUGCUCAGGUCAAUGACUAUGACCUUAACUUUGGACAGAUUCUCACCAUCAGUAUCACAGCCACAGCAGCCAGUAUUGGUGCAGCUGGAAUCCCUCAGGCAGGACUGGUCACCAUGAUGAUAGUGCUAACGUCUGUAGGCCUGCCCACUGAUGACAUCUCACUCAUCAUUGCAGUUGAUUGGUUUCUGGACCGAUUACGCACCGUAACCAACGUCCUUGGAGACUCCAUCGGUGCAGGUAUAGUGGAACACCUGUCUCGCCACGAGUUGCAGAAGAAGGACCCCGAGAUGAGCAACUCGGUGGUGGAGGAGGCCAACAAGAAGCCGUACCAGCUCAUCUGCCAGGAGAAUGAGUACGAUACCGAGAGGCCUGCUCACAGCGAGACAAAAAUGUAGAUGUUUGCCCGAGGUUGCUUACAUUCCUCGGAAAAACCAUUGCACUGCAUUGAGCCGCGCUUUCAAACUAUGCUCUUCUUCAUUUGAAAACCUUCCUGUCGCAAGAUUGGAGGUUUUUGAAAUCAAUCGAUCUACAGCUAGGAUAUUUUUCCGCCAAGAUGUGUGAGAUGUAGUGUGGUCUUUCCUGAAACACUGUGACUUCAAGUGGUUUGCUGUUGCGUUGUCUUUCUUAAGGUCUGUGGUAUGAUGCUGAGUACUAUAAUUGCCAUCGAAGGGCAGCUGUUUACUAUUAAGACGGAACUACUUUAGAGCCUGAUGGUCCCUGCACGUCAUAUCCAACCUCUCUCAGAACUGUGAUGACUAAUCUCCCCCACUAGAGGUCAGUAUUGCUGUGAGUCUCCACGCUGCAGCAGGUACUCAUACAGACCAUACAGAUACAGCCCAAACUUGCAGAGACCUGGCAUUAAGGUUGUUGUUUUUGGUUUGUUUGAGCGGUGUUUCAUGUGAAAAUGUAAGAGAAAUGGUUGUCAAAUUCUGUCUGGAAACUGAUAUGAAAAGUGUUGUAUGUCAUGUACAUACACUGGGUGUCUGGGCCAGUUUGUCAGUGUGGGGGGAGGACGGCUGCUUAUUUGACCAACUUCUGUAUGGACUUUAUUUGGUAUGAUUUGGUGCAUCUUCAUCUGACUGAGUGAGUGAUGUAAUUUACUCAUAGGCACACAUCACUUUGUCUCGUACUUGUCCAAACCAGAAAGUGCUGUCAAUAUAUCUUGCCUUUUCCCCCCACACACAUUCCUGAAGCCAAUCAUUCCAAUCAUGAAGACUAAAGAACCAAAAUCACUCACUGUGUUUUUACCCUUACAUUUUAUCAGCUGAGAAUUUGAAAACGUAAUCAAAUCAGAAUUUCAAGCCAUUAUAUAUCAACCAAUAAAGCACCAACAAUACUUUCCAAAUUUCUCUAUAGUUUAUUUCAAUUAUAUCUGCUCAUACCUAAACGUAUUACUAACCUGCCCAAUAAUACAGUACUGCUUCAAUGAGGAGCUAGAUUAUUUCUGAUGCUGAGUGUGAGCUAAUCCUAGGCCCUCUAACACGGGCAUGAACUAAAAAAAAAAAAUGUUUAAACAUUCACUUGGCAGUAUGAAAUAUUUCUUUUAUACUAAAUUAGUAGUCCGUUUUUACCUUUAAUUAGUCUUUUCUCAAUUCAGAUUUUUUUUUAGAUAAUACACUAAUGUUUAUUUCAUUCGAUUUAUUAUGGAUGGAUGUUUUAAAGUAACACAUUUCAGUGAAUUCCCAUUUCUUUUUUUUUUAGCUAGCUUUUACUAUUCACUUAAGAUAACAAUGCAUAAGUGGCUUUGUACAGAAUGUUUUUUUUUAAUAUACUGUACUUGUGUAGAUAGAUGUAGAUAAAUGUGUACAUUAAUUAUGGAUUUAAAAUUUUAAAAAGUUACUUGAGGAUUGCAUCUGUUUGUUUGACCUUGUUCUAAGUAACCAACCGUAUGAUCAAACUAACAAUACCUCAAGUUACUUUUACAAAUGCAAAACCGGCUGAUUUAUUAAAGGACCAAAUAUUGUUCUCCUUUACACACUUGAGGAAAUGGAAUAGUUCCUUUGUUUACAGUUGCGGGUGUUUCUCUUGAUAUGAUGUUUCCCUCAUGAAUUCACAUGUGACUGCACACACACACACAAACACACACACGAUUGAAUAAUAAUUUUAGUUUUGAUCUUGCAUGGAUUUUUAUGAAUUAAAAAAAUAAACCUA
This is a messenger RNA of Pseudoliparis swirei, 3660 nucleotides long. RefSeq names its product excitatory amino acid transporter 1-like. The record is from RefSeq and is a predicted model, not a curated record. Bases 294 to 1904 code for a protein of 536 amino acids. Gene Ontology annotation, biological process: L-aspartate import across plasma membrane; D-aspartate import across plasma membrane; L-glutamate import across plasma membrane. Gene Ontology annotation, cellular component: plasma membrane. Gene Ontology annotation, molecular function: L-glutamate transmembrane transporter activity; neutral L-amino acid transmembrane transporter activity; glutamate:sodium symporter activity. Lineage: Eukaryota; Metazoa; Chordata; Actinopteri; Perciformes; Liparidae. The transcript has 10 exons.